AUGAUUCUGGUCUUCGAAUUCCUCGAGAAUUUCAGCCUUGAUAAUUACCUUUUCGACAAGACAAAAAGUGCUCUGCUUAACUGGGAGAAGCGACUCCGAAUCACAAAUGGUAUCGCUCGGGGACUCUUGUACCUUCACCAAGAUUCUCGGUGUCGAAUGAUCCACAGAGACUUGAAGCCCAGCAACAUCUUGCUGGACAAAGAUAUGAUCCCAAAGAUUGCGGAUUUCGGGAUGGCCACACUUUUUGAAAGCGAUGGAGCAGAGGCUAGUAACACAAGCGUGGCUGGAACUUACGGCUACAUGUCUCCGGAAUAUGCGAUAGACAUGAUAUGCUCGGUGAAGUCUGACGUUUUCAGCUUCGGUGUCUUGGUACUUGAGAUGAUCUCAGGUAAGAAGAACUCUGACUUCUUCCACACGGACGAGGAAAGCCUUCUAAACUAUGUAUGGAGGAACUGGAAGGAAGGCAAAGGGCUGGAGAUGGUCGAUCCCGUAAUGGAAGAAGCAUCACCAUCAACGUUUCGACCACAGGAGGUCUUAAGAUGCAUACAGAUCGGCCUCCUUUGUGUGCAAGAAUGUGCAGAGGAUAGACCGCCCAUGGCGAAUGUCGUUUUGAUGCUCACUAGCGACACAACAGAAAUGGAUCAGCCAAGACGGCCUGGCUUUUGUGUCAGCAGAAAUCGUUCGUCUCCCAAAACGCGAAACGAAGAUACUUGGACUGUGACCCACGUAACUCUCUCGGCCAUCGAAACUCGGUAA
Molecule: messenger RNA, 756 nt
Organism: Microthlaspi erraticum
Lineage: Eukaryota; Viridiplantae; Streptophyta; Magnoliopsida; Brassicales; Brassicaceae
Source: the annotation of a GenBank genome assembly